AGCUAAGCUGAGAUUUUGUUUUCUACAGAAUUUGGCUUUUCCUUGAUUGUUAUUGACAUUUUAUUUAGUGAUUAAUUGUACCAUUGUUAUUAAAUUUAUUAUCAAAUUUUUGUAUUUCCCAAUUUGAUUUUGUUUACGCUACAUUAUGGCUCGAAGAACCGUUGCAGGUCCAUUCCCCUAUUCUUAUGGUUUAUCAUCUUCUUACAAUUCGGGUCCUGUUGAGUAUCAUCAUGAGAGAGAACCACAAAGAGAAUCUAUGAAUGAUUCGAUGAGAUCCUCUUCCAUGAGAGACGAUUCAAUGAGAGACAGUAUGUCUGGAAGAAGUGAUGAUUACCGUUCAUCUUCUGCUUACAGUGAACUAUCCAAUAUCCGUGAUGAUCCACAGGGUAAAAAGUUGUACUCUACAUUAGAAAGAUUGAAUUCAAAUACAACCGGUGAAGGAGCAUCAGAUGAAAUUAUGAGGCUGUUUCCCCCUCCACCUAAAAGGUAUUGUCCUACAAAUGAGAAGCCUGUAUACAAAAAUGGCCACUGUAUUCCUCGACAAGAUGCUCUCCUUGUUGAGAUGAUUAUGAAUGACAAGGCGACCCUUAAGGCGCAACUUGAUGUCACAAAGCAAGCGAUAGUUGGCUUGGACUUUGUAACCGAGUUUAUUGACCCUGAUGGCGGUGUUCGAGUUUAUGAGUGCUCGCUGUGUAAAACAUUCCGUACGGUUACCACAGCCAUGGAACAUAUCACAGGUUAUAAUCAUCGAGUCAAUUAUAUUCAAAAACAAUUUCCAUCUGAGGUGAAAAUGUUCCUUCUUCCCGAUGGUAGGAACAAAAAUCGUAAUAAAGCUUUGAUGACAGUCGCCUCAAAACGGUGCUCUGAACUUGAGCUUGUCUAUGGAAGAGGUGAUUACAAUGUUGUCAAUGAGAAACCAAAGAUGCCCGAAGGUGCUCUUGAUGCUCCAGAAAGUGAUGUCUUACCAGAGGAUAAAAAGCUUGAUGAAUUAAAGAAAGAUCUGAAAAAAUAUUCAGAGCUCAAGAUUGAAACACCCGAAGAAUUCAGAUUGGUCAGAUCAUUAACUGCUCUAUUGACCAAUGCUAUGUGUGAAUUUAAAUACUCCCAAGAGCAACAACAAGAGCAGUCUAACACUGAUUAAGUCUGUUUAAUUUUUUACAUGCAACAGCAGAAAAUUAUAUCUCGACUUGAUCAAUUUAAUCAAUACCUAAAUUGAUACCAUUUGUAAUCAAUUAGGUCUUAAACAAGCAAAAAAACAAGCAAAAAACAAGCAAAAAACAAGUAAAAAACAAGCAAAAAAAAAAUGAUCAACCAAUCACAUAAACUGUAUUAAUUUGAUUCGUCAACUUAUAAUCAACCUUUUGACUCCAUAACAAUGUAUUUAACUUUGUCAUUCAACUUAUUACAAUUAUAAUCUACAUGGUAUAUACCAAAUUAUUAAUAAUUUCAAUCAUUAAAAACACUAUUUCCAUUUAAUUAAA
Molecule: messenger RNA, 1481 nt
Organism: Panonychus citri (citrus red mite)
Lineage: Eukaryota; Metazoa; Arthropoda; Arachnida; Trombidiformes; Tetranychidae
Exons: 3
Coding region: 146-1141 (331 amino acids)
Source: RefSeq, a predicted model, not a curated record